This is a messenger RNA of Syngnathoides biaculeatus (alligator pipefish), 3438 nucleotides long. RefSeq names its product flotillin-2a. Lineage: Eukaryota; Metazoa; Chordata; Actinopteri; Syngnathiformes; Syngnathidae. The transcript has 11 exons. Gene Ontology annotation, cellular component: plasma membrane. Bases 162 to 1451 code for a protein of 429 amino acids. Gene Ontology annotation, biological process: protein localization to plasma membrane; regulation of myoblast differentiation. The record is from RefSeq and is a predicted model, not a curated record.
UCCGUAUUGUGGAUGGCAAUCGAUCCGUGUGUGGGUGUGACCGGGAGCUUUUUGCACGGAGGUUGUGAUGAAAUAAUCGUGAGGGGAAAGGGGGAAACCUAAUCGCUCAUAGAACUUCGUUUGUGCCACGUAUAUAUCAUUGUAUUUUAAACCGUUUUAAAAUGGGAAACUGUCACACCGUUGGACCAAACGAGGCCCUUGUGGUUUCAGGUGGCUGCUGUGGCUCAGAUGAGAAAACGUAUGUAGUGGGAGGCUGGGCUUGGGCCUGGUGGCUCAUCUCAGACAUCCAGAGAAUGUCUCUGGAGGUUAUGACCAUCCUCUGUCGCUGUGAGAAUAUCGAAACCUCGGAGGGUGUUCCCCUGGAUGUGACUGGGGUGGCCCAGGUAAAGGUGAUGACAGAAAAUGAACUGCUUGGUUACGCCUGCGAGCAGUUCCUAGGGAAGUCGGUCAUGGAGAUCAAAAGCGUCAUCCUGCAGACCCUUGAAGGUCACCUACGUGCUAUCCUCGGUACUUUAACGGUGGAGCAGAUUUACCAAGACCGGGACAAGUUUGCAUGCCUGGUCCGAGAAGUUGCAGCACCUGACGUCGGGCGUAUGGGCAUCGAAAUCCUCAGUUUCACUAUCAAGGAUGUGUAUGACAAAGUGGAGUACUUGAGCUCACUGGGGAAAACACAAACAGCUGCAGUGCAGAGGGAUGCUGACAUUGGAGUGGCGGAGGCCGAGAGAGACGCUGGCAUCAGGGAAGCUGAGUGUAAGAAAGAAAUGAUGGAUGUUAAGUUCCUGGCAGACACAAAAAUGGCAGAUUCCAAACGAGAGCUGGAAAUGCAGAGAGCUGCCUUCAAUCAAGAAGUCAACACAAAGAAAGCAGAAGCUCAGCUGGCUUACGAGCUGCAAGCGGCCAAAGAACAGCAGAAGAUCCGUCUGGAGGAGAUUGAGAUCGAAGUGGUCCAGAGGAAGAAGCAAAUUACCAUUGAGGAGAAGGAGAUUGACCGCACUGAGAAGGAGCUCAUUGCCACAGUGAAGAGACCUGCUGAGGCCGAAGCGUACAAGAUGCAGCAGCUGGCGGAGGGACAGAAGAUCAAGACGGUGCUGACAGCCCAGGCAGAGGCCGAGAAGAUUCGCUUCCUCGGCGAAGCGGAGGCCGCCUCCAUCGAAGCUGUCGGCAAGGCCGAGGCUGAGAAAAUGAGGCUGAAAGCUGAAGCCUACCAGCAGUACGGCGAGGCCGCUAAGACUGCUUUGGUUCUGGAGGCGCUGCCCGAGAUCGCCAGCAAGGUAGCUGCACCCUUGUCCCGGACCAAUGAGAUUGUGAUCCUGACCGGCGAAGGCAGCCGCGUGACCGGAGAGGUGAACCGUCUAUUAGCCGAACUCCCAGUUUCUAUCAACGCCCUCACUGGGGUGGAUGUGACCAAGAUCCCACUGCUGCAGAAGAUGACCGGCCAGACAGCCAUCUGAUGAAUCUCAACCCCCCUUGGACAUAAACAGUAUCUGCCUCAAGCAUGACAACACUUUCUCUAGCCUCUGACCCACUUAUGCAAACUGCCAGGAACACCAAAUGAGAUUUGAGACCAUUUUUAUGAUUUUACCUUCCGACAGACAAAAAAAAAAAAAAAAGGUAAAAGAGGUAUUGCAAUGUAACCUGUUGUUGUUUUAUACCGGCUUCCUGGUCAGCCAGGAUUUUCUGCUGCAGUCCCAUUCAAUUCAGCAAGCCAAACGAAAGCAAACAUCAAUUUUUUUGAAAGGGGAACUUGUUGAUGGGACUGGAAAGAGCCCAAAAGCCAUUUAAAGUUGAGUCUGAGCUGGUUACAAUUGGCUGCCAUUUAUCUCUUUCUCUACCUCCAAAAGAAUAUGAUAAUCCGUUGUUACACCCACCCAAUCUUCACCCCCCGUCACUGAAAUAUGGCUUGCGUCUACAGCAUAUUACUGUACAAGGAUUGUACUAGUAGAACCACUAUUAGCUCGUCAUAUCACCUCACCCGUCCUCUCGUGGUUCCCGGUGAGCUCGUGCCUGUCCGAUCACCACUCAAGUGCCCUAAAACUUUUUCGGACAGCGCUUCGGGCUCACCGUGUCAUCCGGAUCCCCCGCUGUCUGUCGCGUCUGCCUUUUUACUAACACACAAAAAAUGUUGUUAAAUAACACCAAGCCAUGUUCAGGAAGGGUAGCCUUAAGUGAGGCCUGGACACACGGCCGGGCUCACAACAACGCUCGUGUAGUUGGUCACAUAGCAGCUGGUAGAUGCUCAGGGCCAUUUCCACUACUCAAAAUGUUGUCUCCACCCGCACCCCAAAAUUCUCCUGUGCAAAAUUAAUACACGAGUAAACACAUUUUUUACUUUAUCGCAGGAAUGUUCACACAGUACUGCUGUGUGUGUGUGUUUUUUUUUUUUUUAACUGAUGAAAAUGGAAAUUUUGGUUAGUUUGUUGCCAUUAAAAAAAAAAAAAAAAAACUUUUACUAACAGUAACUAACAAGUGCUGCAUGCGUAACCUCACGUUGACAAACUUCUGACGCUAUGUUACUGUAAAGGGAAGUCAAAAUGGCUCCAUCAGUCCCGUCGGCACCGUGUUGUUUUUCUGAACUUUUAAAUCCAAUGUAAAUGUUCACUUGUUGCCGAAAUGGUGAUGUUAUGUGUUCAAAUCAAAAAUACAGUGAACCCCAUCAAUUCACGGAGGAUUAUGAGAAGAAUUGCUUAUAGAUGUCAACAAAAGAAUUUUUUUUUUUGUCGAAAUAAAGCUCCUCAAUACACUUCCAAUUGUUUCCUUGGCGCUAAGAUGCCACCAGAUGGGGUGUUAACACAGCAACUAGGUGAAUUUUUUAGUGAAUAAUUGUUGGGUUCAAAAAAUAAAAGAAAACUCCCUAAAGUUUGUGAAUACCAAACUGCGAAUAUGCAAGGGGUUCACUGUGUAUGAUGAAAUUAGGUGCUGGAAAUAAACGGUUCUUAUGUUUUCCAUUUUGAGGAUGAGCUGUCAUUCAUGUAACCCGAUUUUAAUCUCACAUCAUUUAUCAAGCUGGCUGCUGGCUUUGAAGUGGCGUGUAUUGUUUGUACCAUGUUUUUGUACACAGUGCCUUUGUCAAAGAAGAGGUCAUGACUGUGCUGUGACGAUUUCAAUCCUACGUAUGCGUGUAGAGCUAGUGACGAGCUGCUGUUCGUUUCCGCAUUCUCCGCUGCGCGUUGUCCGUUGUAACCUGUCGAUGUGAACGUUCUACAUACGUAACCGUCAAUUUACUUUUGUAGUUGUUCAGCUUCUUGUACUUUAUAACAUUGGGCGGUAACAUGAAUGGGAACACAAGACAUAUGUAGGUGUAGGAUUUUGACUAAAAUGUUGCUUUUUCUUUUGUAGUUGUUCAUAUCACCUGUUUGUAUUUCAUGUAUUUUAUUAUUUUUGGCAUGUGUAUUUGGUGCCAAAAAAAAAAAUGCAGCUGUGUUCCUCUUAAUUAUCAUU